Molecule: messenger RNA, 7745 nt
Organism: Puntigrus tetrazona (Sumatra barb)
Lineage: Eukaryota; Metazoa; Chordata; Actinopteri; Cypriniformes; Cyprinidae
Gene: larp7
Product: La ribonucleoprotein 7, transcriptional regulator
Exons: 14
Coding region: 96-1793 (565 amino acids)
Biological process (GO): RNA processing
Cellular component (GO): nucleus
Molecular function (GO): mRNA binding
Source: RefSeq, a predicted model, not a curated record
ACGAAGAACGGCAUUGACGUCAUAUUUGGGCGACACGAAGGCAGGAACUUUGCGCAUGAUUUUGUGCUUCUGUCGAAUAGCAAAGGCAUAGCAAUAUGAUAGACACGGAGAAGUGUUCCUCGGGAGGGGAUGCCGCCUGUUCAAACCAUAGUGAUAAGAAAGAGAACGAAAAAAAGAAGAGAUCUCGGGUGAAACAGCUGCUGACCGAAGUGAAGAAGCAGGUUGAAUUUUGGUUUGGUGAUGUGAAUCUUCACAAGGACAGAUUCAUGAAGAAUGUUAUCGAACAGUCACGAGAUGGAUAUGUUGACAUAUCCGUGCUGACGUCAUUCAACCGAAUGAAAAAAUUGACCACAGAUGUCAAGUUGAUAGCCCGGGCUCUUAAAAAUUCAGCAGUAGUGGAGGUAAAUCUUCAGGGAACACAUGUACGGCGAAAGGAUCCACUUGGUGAAAGCCCAAAAGAUGUAGACAACCGUACAGUUUAUGUGGAGUUGUUGCCAAAGUCAGUGACUCAUGUUUGGCUGGAGCGUGUGUUCAGCAAGUGUGGAAAUGUGGUUUAUGUUAGUAUCCCUAGGUACAAGUCCACAGGACACCCUAAAGGCUUUGCAUUUGUGGAAUUUGAGACAGAGGAACAAGCACAAAAAGCUAUUGAGAUGCUGAACAAUCCUCCAGAAGAUGCUCCAAGGAAGCCAGGGAUGUUCCCUAAGACUUGUAAGAAAAAGACUAUACCUUUUCAGGCUAUCCAGGACACACAAGGUUAUGAGGAAGAUGCCAAGAAAAAGAAGAAAAAAAGGUCUCGAAAUGAUCUCAAAAACAGUGCUUCUAAAGAAAUGACUGUAAAUGAGAUGGACAAAGAAGGAAUGUUAGGGAAUGCAGUUACCAGUGAGCUAAAGAAGCAAUCAUCAGAUGAAUAUAAAAUGGAAAACCCUUCAAUGCUGGUCAACAGCACAAGCAAGAAUACUGAGAAGAAAAGACGAAGAUCACGCAGUUCUGAGGCAUUAGUUGGAGAAGACCAAGAUGAGAUGUCAUCCAAAAUAAGAAAAGUAGAAGAGGAGGAGAGUGAGAUGAAAGAUUUAUCAACUGGGAGCAAGAAUGAAGAACAGUUGGACUCUGAGAAGAAAGACGAUUCUGUUUUGAAGGCUAAGAGGAAAAGAAAGAAGAAGCUCAAGGAGAGAUUGAAAAUAGGGGAAGAGGUCAUCCCACUCAGGGUCCUCUCAAAGAAAGAGUGGUUGAACCUGAAGCAGGAGUACCUGACAAUGCAGAAGCACUGUAUGGCCCAUCUGAAGCAGUCAGUGGCUCAGAUCAACCAGAAGUCAGUGAAGUAUGACAUCAUGCAGACUAAAGAGAAUGAGAACGCUUCCUGUAAGGAUACAGCUAAGAAAGAGCCCCCUUCUGGCCCUAAGUUUGCAAGUGGAGUCAUUGUCAAAAUUAGCUAUAACCAGCCCCUGCCAAGCAAGAGGUGCAUCAAGGAUUCACUGUCUGAAAUGUCCGAUGUGGCUUAUGUGGACAUUCUGGAUGGAGAUAAAGAGGGUUACAUUCGAUUCAAGAGUCCUGAAGAUGCACACAAAGUUAUCACAGCUCGAUUAGAACUUCAGAAAAAAUACAGCUGGAACCUUGAACUCCUCUCAGGUGACCAUGAGCAGAGGUACUGGCAGAAGAUUUUGGUGGACCGACAAGCAAAGCUAAACAGUCCUAGGGAAAAAAAGCGUGGAACAGAAAAGCUCAUUUCUAAAGCUGACAAAAUCAUCAUCGCUCGGGCCACUGAAGCAAGUAAGCACAUCCGCUUUGAUGACUAACAGUCUGUGCUAUAAUUACUUAAUCAGAAAUAUUUUAAGAAAAACAAAAAUAUUUCAAAUGACAUAGCCAAUAAAUUGUGUAGAUCUGACCUGUUAUUCCUUGAAUGAUCAAGUAAUUACUGAUAAUGAUUAUAUAAUGAUUGAGUUUUGUGUUGGAAUUAAGAUGUCUGGAAUCAUUAUCAUUAUUAUUAGUAUUAUCACAAUUAGUAAGUUGUUUAAUGUUUUUAAGUUGUUAUAUUUUGAUGGCAAGAAAACCAGUUGUAUAUGUAGUUAUAUUUGCGUCCUUGUUAUUAUUUUUAUUAUUGCAGUUCUUCUUUUUAAUAAAAUUCUUUACUGAGAAACUUGUAAAUAAAGGUGUCUGUGAGGAAAAAAAAUUCCUCUCAAAACGGGCACCUCUGCAUUGAUCAGUCCACCAAGAAAGGUUGUAAAUUAAGGUGAAGUAAAAGACCCUUACCUAGACCAAUCAUUGCUCAAACAGCCUUUGAGACAGAUCCUCUUAAAGAGUCAUUUUAAAUCACUGUCCACUCUCCGAUCUUAAUAAGAACCCAAACAAAAAAAAAAACCUUCCAGCUUCUUACAGAUUCCUCAAAUCUCCAUUUGUGUCAAAACCUUUUUACUCUUGUACAGCAACAAAGCUAACGCAAGUAAUAAUUUUUUAAUUAUUUAAAUGUUUUAAUUAUUAAUGUUUUAAUUAUUUAAAGGUGUUAAAAAUCAUCUUAAUAAGAGGGGCUUAUCUAAGAAACACCCUGAUUAACCUCAUUGGGUUAGGGUUAAUUUUGUUCGCUUAGCAAAGCCAACAUAUUGUAAAUUUAAACUUCUUUUUGUUAUUAUUUUUUCUUCUGAGAAUUAAUUUUCCAAAUCUAUCUCCUCCUUGGGCUUUAAAGCCACAUGCCCCAAACUCAUCAGAGAUCUGGGCCUUAAUGUCUAGUUUGUUGCUAUGCCUUUUCAGACUGAUCAGACUUGCAGUUUUUUCAUUUAUUUGUCAUUAUUAUAAAAAAUUGUCAUGUGGCUUUUUAUUGUCAUUUUAAGUACAACUGAUACAACAGAAUUCAUUUCACUAAAGCAAAACUAAAAAAACUUGUUCUGUUUAUCAGAAGAUGACAGGUGCAAUAGAUGCUUGUUGCCCCCGGCAGACCAUACUUGUACAUUUUACACUUAGUCUGUAUCAAAAAAAGAGGAGCAGUAAGAAUUCAAUGUCAAAAGCUCUUAGUGUUUCUGUAAAACCAUGUCCAAUAAUGGCAAUUUUUGGAAUAUCUCCUGUUGAUGGCUUAUAUAAGAAGCACCAUGCCGAUAUUAUUGCCUUUGCCUCAUUGAUAGCCAAAAGACGUAUACGAUUGCCCCCCUCCUAACCUCUCUUUUUUAUUUGAUGUCUUUCUUACAUUUGGAAAAAAUCAAACACUCUAUCAGUGACUCUGUCAAUUCAUGCUAUAAAAUGUGUGUAUGUAUACCUAUAUUUCAGAAAAAAAAAUUGUCUCUUAAUGGUUGGAUGUCUAAGUGGUGCACGCAGAAUAACAUAGGUUUCACAGACAAUUAGAUGAGUUUUUGGUGCAGACCUGACCUGCUGAAAAGAGACUGAGACUUAAGAGCAACAAUUUAAUUGAUGUUCAACAAAUAAAAACUGUUUAUAAUACAGAGCAGGAAAUGAUAAAACUUGGAUUACUGAAAAUCAUGUCCCUUUCUACGAAAGCACUUUUAAUAAAUUAUAACCUAGAAACUCUGCUUGAGAGAGACCUGGAUAAAACCAAACAAAUACCUUACUUUAAAGAGUCUACCCCCCUAAGACUGCUGCUAUAAAAAUGCGCCACAUCCUAAAGGUAAAGAGGGAGAUGCUAGAGUUUAUAGCAAUAUUCUCAGCACUUCUUAGAGGGCAGCAGGUGCUACAUAUAACGUUAACUAGAGAAACGUGCUAAUGAUAAAUCCCAUCAUGUUUGUUCUGGCUACUAUAUACAAGCCACCCAGGCUUAAUAACACAGAUGUUAUUAAAGAAUUCACUGCUUUUCUAACUGACACUGCUGGCUGCAGUGAUGAUGUUUCAGAUCAUUAUAUAGUCUUGUGUGAAUUCCAUAUAGCUAAAACCCUAAACUCUGCACCUUGUUACCAGUAUGGUAGAACUAGCACUUACACUACAAAAGAAUGCUUUGUUAGCAAUCUUCCUGAUUUAUCUAAAUUCCUUAGCACAUCCAAUAGUGCACAUCAGAAAUGAUGUAAUCUCUCUUUAGCACUUUAGAUACAGUUGCUCAUUUAUGUUUAAGAAAGAUGAAAGAAAACAAUUUGACUCAGUGAUAUAAUGAGCACAUUCGCACCCUAAAGAGAGCAGCUGGGAAAAUGGAGCACAGCUGGAGAAAGACAGAUCUAAAGGUAUGUUUUAAAGUUUGGUGGGAAAGUAUCCUAUCAUACAGAAAAGCAUUUUAAAAUGGGCAAAUCUGAUUAUUUUUUCAUAUCUUUUUAAAAGAAAACAAAUAUAAUCCCCAGUAUUGAUUCAAUACAGUGACUGACUAAAUUAAAGAAAAGAAAAAACAUCCCAAGAUCACAACAGUAUUGAACUACUUUACUAAGAUUUAUACAAUCAGAGAUACAAUUUUAACCAUGCUGCUGUCAGCUACAUUAUCACAUCAGAUACUAUAGGUCCCUGAGGGACAAAAUUCUAUUCAUUUUUGAUUAUAGGAUAGGAACAAUUGUACAAACUUGUUAAAUCAUCUAAACCAACAGUGUGUAUGUUAGGCUGCAUUCACACUGCAUAGUUCAAGUGACCCAAUUUCGAUUUUUUUCCCUCCCGUUUGGCACAGAUCAGAUAUAGCCCAUAAAAAUUCACAUGGAUUCUGAUGUUCUCUUUAAGCAGACACAUCAGAAAUUCUCCUCAUAAUGUGAAUUGUACGUCAUUGAAAAAGCAACGGUGGCAAAUUAAGUCAACACAGGUGGACAACAACCGCAAAAUAUCAAUAGCGCAGUCGAGGACAAAGGCUCAGAUAAGUAUACUAAUGUAGAGGCAGUACAGGAAAAAAUGCAGGGUUGUUACAGAAACAAAAAUCUGUAAUCGAAGACAUUUCAAGGGAAAGGGGAAAGCGGGUUUUAAGCGCUAUGGCUACAGUACCAAUAUAAAAUAAAAAGCAAAUACAAACAUGUGAAAGACCAGAACAACAGAAGCUAUAAUAGUCAUAUUACAUUUCAAUUCUAUAAUCAAAUGGAAAGCAUUUUAGGUGAUAAGCUGAGCUGUCGCCUAUCUGAGAUACUAGAUAGAUUCAGAGAAGAGGAUGCCGGUUUGUCAGUGGACUGUGAAGAGCAGGAAUGUGAUAACCUUAACAUUGCAGGUAAGUGUAAAUAAUUUUUUUUGCAGACGUUAGCUAUUGUAGUAACACUUUUUUUCAGCAAUUGCCAUAUUAGAAAAAAGUUAUAUUAUGUUGCCUGCUAAUUUUUUAGCAUGGACUGUACACUUCAAUAACGUUAGUCAUGCUACUUUAAAAUAAAUUCUAAUACAUUGUGUACAUACAUUCACUAUUUUUAACAUGUGUCUCUACACAGAAGUAACAUGCAACUGCCUCGAGUGAGAUCAGCUGUUUAUCCAGUGAGAGGGCUUCAGCCAGUGUGAGCACCACUGAUUCAUUAGCUGAUAACUGCUUCAGCCACUAUGGGUACCACAGAAUUGACUUCAAGGACCUCAGCACCAACAACUGGCUCCUGAUUCUGAUCAGAUAGUGGAUCAGCACUCAGAAGAUUGUUCAUCAGAGACCAGAACACCUAGAUAAGCCUCCGCGGAUAAAUCAUCUGAACCAGGCGCACACACACACAUACCUCUGGCUUGCUUUGUUGGGGCCCUUAAUUUAUAGGGGUUAAUCGUCGAUUUGAUUACAGAGACCGCUUUUGAACAAUUUGUUAUUAAACGCAAUCUUGUUCUUAUCAUUGUAUCUCUAUCCCUUCAUCCCUAUGAUUGUAUUCUCCUAUUUUAUAAUGUUCAGUUCUUUGAUACAAUGUAGAUAUAUUGAUUGCUGAUUUCACUGAAUGCUGUUCAUUUUAUAUUGUUUUAUGAGGUACCAUUGUAUUCCUUGACCAUCAGAACAUAAAGACCACUUUUUUUUAAUAGAAUAUAUAUAAAAGCAUGAAACUUGGUACUCUUCUAUAUAAUACCAGCCAUAUCUCCCAGCCCAAUCAGAAGCCUAUAAAAGGAGUGGUCAAUCAUUAAAUCAACCAUUUUUAUUUAUAUUUAUAAAUAAAUUUAUAUGAUGGGGUGAAACGAAGACGAGAAGUACCAACUUGGACCUGGAAAUCUGAAGGGUCUGGAAUUAUUCUGGAUAAAGGAAUGCUCAGAUUUUUUCUCUGAUAUUUUCCAAACUUCUCAGGCAUUAUAGGUGAACAGUCAGAGCUGCAAAAACUGAAAAGUACUGAAUAAAUGGCAUUAUUAAUUGUGGCCAGUGUGUUUCAGAGCAAACAUUUAUUUCGUAACACGAUUUCUCCCUUAUUUUAAAUUAUUGUUUUCCCAGGUUUAAGUUUUUGCAAAUCUCAGAAAUGCUUUGAUAGUAAAAGUUCACAUUCAUGAGCGGUUUAUUCCAAGUAUACUCACACUCUUGCUUGAGAGAAAAAAAAGUUGAGAAACUGAAUUUCAUGCACACUUUAUUUAACAGUAAUAUAAAAUACCUUUUCAUAGCUGUAAGUGCAUGCACCAUCUGCCAACAGUUUGGAAGUAAAAUUAUAAAAGCAAGGGCACUUAAGCUUUUGUUAUAUAUAUUAAAAAAAAAAAAACAUUGAUGGAGUUUGUUUUGUAAAGCAUUUAGCAAUAAUAAACUGAUAUACAAAGCAGAAUCAAUAAUAAUAAUCAUAAUAUGAAAAUUAGACUUUAGUCUGUGGCACCCUAAAAAAAAUAAAAUAAAUAAAAAAUAAAAACUUUGUAUGACACAGCAUCAUGCUUUUUGAGUUUAACAUCAGAGAACCACAAACUUAUUUCAAGUUAACACGUAAACAUGCUAAUUCAGACUAUAUAUACUGGUGUAUAUACAAGCAUUUGUUUAAAAUCAUGACUCCUCAUCCAGGGUAAUAGUAGAUGCUUUGAUUACAAAACAAGCCUGAAGCUUUUCCAAGUGUUAUAGCUAAGAAUGGCAGUACAUUUUUAGGAUUUGUCCACUAAGCACACUACAGGUAAAAACAGGGUUUGGCAGCCAAAGGUAAUUCAAUAUUCUUAGUCAAGUCUUACAAAACAUGCAUAGGCUAAUAUUUUCAAUUAAUAAAUUUUUCUUUCCCGCUUUCUUUUUUUUCUUUCUUUAUUCCUUUUUAAUACACACACACACACACACACACACACACACACACACACACAUUUUUUUUCUCUCUCAAUAUGUUAAAAGCGGGAGGAAAAAAAAAAUUACAGAACUUUCAAUCAAGCCAUAAUAAAUGCACCCUAGGCCACCCAAAUAAAACAAAGCAUACAGUAAGCACAAAAAAGUGAAAAGAACCAAAAAAAAGUCCAGUUUUUAAACUCCAAGAAAAUUUAUAUUCAUUAAGCUAGCUUGUAAUAAAUACAGAAAGUAGGAUCCAAACACACAAAGAAACCUGAGGUAAGCAUAAUCUGUACAAAACCAUAUAACAUUCCAUUUUUGGCAUUAUAACAAUGUUGCAAACAUUCCUUUAAGACUGCCUAAUUUACUCUAGAGCUAGUUUAUAAGAGUAGCAAAAAGGUAUUAAUAAAUAGUCCUUACUUAGUUUGUACACUUUUUUUUUUUAAGUUCUGUCCAUUUUUAGUGCUGUAUUUUUGUAAACGUACAAUAGUUAGCAAGAAAUUACACACAAAAAGAGAAAAAAAUCCUUUAUCCAGUAAGUAAAGGUCUUUUCACAUAAGAUCUCUUGUCUGCUCUAAUUCCCUGUGCCGAAAUCAAGAUGGCCCCCCCUCCCAAUUUAAUUUCGAACAGAUGACAGCUUUUCAUGUUUUUAAGCAAAAAAAAAAAAAAAAAGAACAAAAAAGGUAUA